GUUGAAGGGAUGAAGAUGGGUAAAAAUUUGGAUGAACUGUCUAUGGUAGCGCCAUGUUUCACGGUUUGUUUAUUGGGAACGGCAAAAAUAAUGCCAUUUUUUCACAAUGAGGACACUUUUCAAGAAGCCGUGCAGAAGCUUAGAACCAUUCACCCGGAAAUGGAAGAAUCUGAUGAUAUCGAGAGAAAAAUCGUUGUAGAAUCUCAUAAAUUUUUGACGUCGAUUAUCGUAUUUUUUUUCGUCGCCGCCGGGUUGGUGGUUGUUAUGUUUUCAUGUGAACCACUUAUGUUGAUGGGUUACGAUUAUUAUAAUACGGGUGAUGUGGUGCUAAAGUUGCCAUUCCUGAUCAAAUAUUUUUUCGACGCUUACGCUAAUAUAACGAUAUGGGGUUUCGUUUAUUUUCAUCAGGUUUGGUCUUGUAUUAUUGUGUGUGUGAACUUAUUCGCAGCCGACACUUUAUUUUACAUUUUCUGCAUGUAUUUGAGAAUGCAUUUUCGGAUCCUUGGCCAUCAGUUCCAGAAUGUCGUAAGUGUAUCUGGGGAGGAAACCAGGAAAAAUCUGCAGAAAUGUGUUAAAAGGCACCAGGAGUUGAUUCAAUUGGUAAACCUACUUGAGAUACUGUAUUCGAAGUCGACUCUAUUCAACAUAAUAAGUAGCUCCGUUUUGUUAUGCUUAAGUGGAUUUAACAUAACGGUUGUACCAAACACCAGUGCGAUUCUGACAUUCGCUCCGUUCCUUGUGAUGAGUCUCGCUCAAGUCUUUCUCAUCUGCUUCUUCGGUGAUCUGCUAAUGGCCUCAAGUAUCCGAAUAAGCGAAGCAGUUUACAGCUGUCGGUGGUAUGACGCUGAGCCGGCCGUACGGAGAAGUGUACUUAUUAUCAUAAUAAGAUCCCAAAAGCCGUGCAAAGUGACUGCAUCUAACUUCGCAGAUCUCAAUUUGGCCGCCUUUACUACGAUCCUGAGCCGAUCGUGGUCAUGUUUCGCUCUCCUGAAAACUAUGUACAAUUAA
Molecule: messenger RNA, 1008 nt
Organism: Pararge aegeria (speckled wood butterfly)
Lineage: Eukaryota; Metazoa; Arthropoda; Insecta; Lepidoptera; Nymphalidae
Product: odorant receptor 4-like
Exons: 7
Coding region: 10-1008 (332 amino acids)
Biological process (GO): detection of chemical stimulus involved in sensory perception of smell; sensory perception of smell
Cellular component (GO): plasma membrane
Molecular function (GO): odorant binding; olfactory receptor activity
Source: RefSeq, a predicted model, not a curated record